Molecule: messenger RNA, 303 nt
Organism: Zymoseptoria tritici IPO323
Lineage: Eukaryota; Fungi; Ascomycota; Dothideomycetes; Mycosphaerellales; Mycosphaerellaceae
Exons: 3
Coding region: 1-303 (100 amino acids)
Source: RefSeq, a predicted model, not a curated record
AUGUCCGCACCAUCAUACCAAGGACUCGAGAAAGGCCACGCCGUCAGUCCGAUCCCAUCAAAACAAUCAAUCACACCAGAACCAACGCUCGCCGCCCUCAAAGCCAACAUCGACACCGCUCAAGCCCUCCACGUCCGCAUCAAGCAGGAACUCACGGACGCCGAGAGAGCCUGGAUCGAACAAGUCGAAGCGACUGGAAGGAUGAAGCAGGAGGCUGCACGGAUAAACUUGGAGGCCGCACGGCGUAGCUUUCAUGCGGAGUUGUGGAGAGUCUGCCUUCUGAUCGGACUGGCAAGUCUGUAA